AAAGGCGUCUGUUUUCAUGGGACCUCUCCACUCUCUGCUUUUAAGAUUUCCUCUUAUCUCUUAUGCUUUCGUUCUGAUUUCGGAAUUUCUAACCUUUUUUGUUGGUUGAAUGGCUGCGGUGUGCGGUGGCGAAACGGAAGCUACGACUCCGGUUGAGCCGAGCUCCGAGGGUGCCAGGAGACGGCGGAUGGAGAUUCACCAGUUCCGGUUCGUGGCCGCCGACGUCGCGGUGGCUCCGCCGCUGGACAACGACAGGAAGCGACAGAAUAAUAUUUUCCCUGCUUCUCCGCCGGCGCAGGAGAGCUGCGACGUGAGUGAGAAUUGUAAAAAGCGGCGCAAAUUGGAGGGAAACGAUGUCUGUUAUGUUUCUAAGCCGUGCGAGGAUGAAGGAUUUGUUGAGAAGAUUAAAGAGGGUGAAAAUAGUAGCGAAGAUCCGAUUGAGGAUCCGGACCGGCCUGAAUCUGGUACGUGUUCUGGAACCGAACCGGAUUGCCCUAAAUUCGGGAUGACUUCUGUUUGCGGGAGGAGGAGGGAUAUGGAAGACGCGGUGGCGAUUCAUCCUUUUUUCCGGCGUAAUACUGAGAAUUCCACGAGCUCGCACUUUUUCGGCGUGUACGACGGCCACGGUUGCUCACAUGUGGCGAUGAAGUGCAGAGAUCGAAUGCACGAGAUCGUCCAGAGCGAGGUCGGCGGGGAGGAGCCGGAAUGGAAGGAGGUGAUGUCCCGGAGCUUCUGCAAAAUGGACCAGGAAAUUACCGACUGGUCAAGCGGAGCCAACGCCGCCGCCGCCGCCGCGCGCUCCAGUUGCCGCUGCGAGCUGCAGACUCCGCAAUGCGAUGCCGUCGGAUCCACCGCCGUAGUCGCCGUGGUAACACCGGAAAGUAUCGUUGUGUCCAAUUGCGGCGAUUCUCGCGCCGUUCUUUGCCGGAAUGGAGUCGCUAUCCCACUCUCCGUCGAUCACAAGCCGGAUCGACCGGACGAAGUAAAUCGGAUCGAAGCCGCCGGCGGCCGAGUCAUCUACUGGGACGGACCUCGAGUUCUCGGAGUCCUGGCAAUGUCUCGAGCUAUCGGCGACAAUUACCUGAAACCCUACGUGAUAUCGGAACCGGAGGUAACCGUUACGGAGAGGACGGCGGAGGACGAGUGUUUGAUAUUAGCAAGCGACGGCCUAUGGGACGUCGUAUCAAACGAGACAGCCUGCGGCGUCGCCCGCAUGUGCUUGCGGCAAGGGAAGCCUCCAUCGCCGCCGCGAUCGCCGGGACGAGACGACGCAGUCACGGCCGCCGCCGGGGAGAGCUCGGACAAGGCCUGCUCAGAUGCGUCAAUCCUCUUGACAAAGCUGGCCUUAGCACGCUACAGCAGCGAUAACAUAAGCGUCGUCGUCGUCGAUCUGAGAAGAAAUCCAUAGCCAAACUAACAUUAAUCUUCUCUCUCUAUAUAUAUACAUAUACCUUAAAAAUUUUCUCAUUAUACAACAUUGUAGUACUCUGAAAGUCCAGUGUAUACAAGAAUCCAUGGCUUCCUUGAAGAAGGUGACCUGGAUAUAAUGAAAUCUCAGAUUCCGAUCUGGUUUGUACA
Molecule: messenger RNA, 1578 nt
Organism: Ipomoea nil (Japanese morning glory)
Lineage: Eukaryota; Viridiplantae; Streptophyta; Magnoliopsida; Solanales; Convolvulaceae
Product: protein phosphatase 2C 37-like
Exons: 5
Coding region: 110-1408 (432 amino acids)
Biological process (GO): protein dephosphorylation
Cellular component (GO): nucleus; cytosol
Molecular function (GO): cation binding; protein serine/threonine phosphatase activity
Source: RefSeq, a predicted model, not a curated record